Tinamus guttatus (white-throated tinamou) is the source of this 1151-nucleotide messenger RNA. It is a transcript of the gene IFFO2, whose product is annotated as intermediate filament family orphan 2. The record is from RefSeq and is a predicted model, not a curated record. NCBI's taxonomy places the organism in Eukaryota, Metazoa, Chordata, Aves, Tinamiformes, Tinamidae.
GGCGGCGCCCUGGAGACCCUGCAGGGCCCCGGCGUCUCCUGGCUCCACCCGGACGGCGUCGGCGUCCAGAUCGACACCAUCACGCCGGAGAUCCGCGCGCUCUACAACGUGCUCGCCAAAGUGAAGCGGGAGCGCGACGAGUACAAGAGAAAGUGGGAAGAGGAAGUGACUAGAAGGAUGAGCCUGGAAUCUUUGGUGGAAACCUUGCGGGAGGAGGCGCAGGAAGCGGAAGCGCUCCAGGAGGAGCUCAAUGAAAAGAUCGAGCGCCUGAAAGCCGAACUCGUCGUGUUUAAGGGUCUGAUGAGUGAUCCCAUGACAGACCUGGACACAAAGAUCCAAGAAAAGGCCAUGAAGGUGGACAUGGACAUCUGUCGGCGAAUCGAUAUCACAGCCAAGCUGUGCGAUGUAGCGCAGCAGCGCAACUCGGAAGACGUUUCCAAGAUAUUCCAGGUGGCUUCCAAGAAGAAGGAGCGCAAGCUAACGUCUGACGACGACCUCUCCGAACAGGAUGGGGAGAACAGCAGGUUCUCUGACGAUGAGGUCAGCUGCUCUUUGAACAUCACGGACGAAAUGAAGCGUAUGUUUAAUCAGCUACGUGAGACCUUUGAUUUUGAUGAUGACUGCGAUAGUUUAACAUGGGAGGAGAACGAGGAAACACUGCUUCUCUGGGAAGACUUCACAAAUUGCAAUCCGUCCAUCGACCUCCAGGGAGAGGAGGAGAAUCUGGGAAACUUGAUCCACGAAACAGAGUCUUUCUUUAAAACAAGAGACAAAGAAUACCAAGAAACAAUAGGACAAAUAGAGCUGGAACUGGCUACGGCAAAGAGUGACAUGAAUCGCCACCUUCACGAAUACAUGGAAAUGUGCAGCAUGAAACGGGGCCUGGAUGUGCAAAUGGAGACCUGCCGUAGACUUAUCAAAGGCUCUGCGGACAGGAAUUCCCCGUCUCCCAGCUCUGUAGCCAGCAGCGACUCAGGAAACACAGAUGAAAUUCAGGACGAGUUGGACAGAGAGGCGGAUGUGGAACCCAUGGUCAGCUGAUACGGGGUAGACGCGUUCCAGCAAAAGGGAAUAACGAAGAAAAGCUUAAAAAGUGACACAUGGAUGGAGGAAAAAAAGAAAAGAAAAAAAAAAACUUUUAAGCCCAUGCA